CCCGCGGCGACAGAGGCCUUUCCAGGACACCGGAAGCGGUGGCGCCUGAGCGAGGUGACUAAAAAAUGGAGAAAAUAGUGAACAGAAUUCAUCUGGCUUCCACUCCGGGCACAAUAUAUUUUCUACAGGUUGCUUGGGAAAAAGACUUAAGCACUGGUUUUGUUGCAACGCUUAGUGAUGGUCAAUCAGCAUGGACUGGGACAGUUUCUGAAGCUGAAAUUUCUAGGGAAGCUGCUGACAUGGAAAUGGAAAGAGAAAAAUAUGUUGAAGAACUGAGGAAAGCAUUGGUAUUAGAAGCAAGACCAGCUAACAUAUAUAACUUUGAUAUUUCUAAAGAUGAAGAAAAUGCAGACUACUUUCAUUUCUCUUAUGAAAAAAAUCUGAAAGAUGUUUCUUUUAGACUUGGAUCACUGAAGCUACAGAAAGUCUCAGCUCCAGCUGAAGUCAUUCAAGAGCUGAUUAGCUAUUGCCUAGAUUGCAUAGCAAGACUUCAUGCCAAAAAUGAGCACCUGCAAAAAGAAAACGAAAGGCUUCGAAGUGACUGGAAUGACGUACAAGGACGACUUGAAAUAUGUGUGGAAGCUAAAGAAGAAUUAGAGACAGAUCUUUAUCAACGGUUUGUCCUGGUGCUCAAUGAAAAGAAAGCAAAGAUAAAAAACUUACAAAAGUUGUUAAAAGAAGCUAAGGAACCUACAGAGGAUAAAACACAUGGAAGCACUUCUGUUGAAACUGCUGCUGAAAGAGAAGAUGAUUAUGAGGGCAGCACUGAUGAGGAAAGUGAGCCUUUAACACAGCCUGCUUCAGUAGCAUUAGGUACAGAAAGAAGGGAUUCCCUUUUAAACAGCCCAGACAUGGUUGAUAUAGCUCCAAGCAGAAAGCGGAGACAAAGGGCUCUAACGACUGCUGGAACAGGACUGAAAAUGGCUACACAUGAGACAGAUCUGCAAGUAAACAAAAAACCUAAUCCUGAUCCACCAGAGGCAAGAGGCAAGCACUCAAUCAAGAUGUCUUUGGAAAUACCAAAAAAUACUGCUGAGCCGGAGGAUCUCUUUGAUGACAUCUAACUAUGGGUUUUGUCUGUUUUUGGUGAGAAAC
This is a messenger RNA of Gavialis gangeticus (Gharial), 1095 nucleotides long. It is a transcript of the gene XRCC4, whose product is annotated as X-ray repair cross complementing 4. Gene Ontology annotation, biological process: immunoglobulin V(D)J recombination; double-strand break repair via nonhomologous end joining; positive regulation of ligase activity. The record is from RefSeq and is a predicted model, not a curated record. Gene Ontology annotation, cellular component: nucleus; DNA ligase IV complex; DNA-dependent protein kinase-DNA ligase 4 complex. The coding region runs from base 66 to 1064 and encodes 332 amino acids. Lineage: Eukaryota; Metazoa; Chordata; Crocodylia; Gavialidae. The transcript is spliced from 8 exons. Gene Ontology annotation, molecular function: DNA binding.